CUAAUUUAGGAGGGGAGGAAAAAAAAUAUUCAACAUUGAGUUUUGGUUUUCUCCGAGCAAUUUUCCAUGAAGAAGUGAAGUGGUGAGGUACCAUCAGCAGUACAUGAUUGCUGGUGAGCUACUUAUCAAGUUCUUGGAAGCAUGUAGAAACGGUAGAUGCUUGACCCAACUGCAUUCUCUCUCCAUCAGGACCGGUCUCACGCAUGAUGCUCUCAUUGCCGCGAAACUGAUCGAUCGCUACUCGCAGUUAACCCCUCUUCGAACAGCUCGCAAACUGUUCGACGAAACUCCUCAGAGGACUGCGCACAUCUGGAACUGCAUCCUCAAAUGCUAUUGUAGAGAGAAACAAUAUAAAGAAACGUUGUUUCUCUUUUCUCGUCUAUUUUCGUCUGAAAAGCCGGAUCUUUACACUGUCCCCGUUGUCCUUAAGGCUUGUGCUGGGCUACGAGCGCUUGAUUGUGGGAAGAUAAUUCAUGGGUUUGUUAAGAAGAGUCAUCAGGUUGGUAGAGACUUGUUUGUUGGGUCGGCUUUAAUUGAACUGUAUUCAAAAUGUGGGAAAAUGGAUGAUGCCUUGCGUGUGUUUGAGGAGUAUUCUGCGCCAGAUACCGUUUUAUGGACUACUAUGAUUACGGGGUAUGAUCAGAAUGGUGAGCCGAUACAGGCGCUUGAGUUUUUUGCUCAAAUGGCUAUGACAAAAGGGGUUCUUUUCGACCCUAUUACUCUUGUCAGUGUAGUAUCUGCAUGUGCGCAGAUGAUCAAUCUAAGGACGGGGAGGAGCGUCCACGGGUAUAUGAUCAGGGUGGGAUUUGAUAGAGGCUUAUCCUUGUUGAAUGCGCUGUUAAAUUUAUAUGGAAAGACAGGUGCUAUUACCGCUGCAGCCAAAGUGUUUAAGAAAAUGGAAGAGAAAGAUGUGAUUUCAUGGGGUUCUAUGAUUUCCUGUUAUGCUCAUCAUGGGGGUGCUAGGGAAGCACUGGAUCUUUUUGAUGAGAUGAUAUCUAGAAGAAUUGAACCGAACAUUGUAACUCUGAUUAGUGCUUUGCAAGCAUGUGAAGCUAGUCGUGAUUUAGAAAUGGGUAGAAGGAUACAUAAACUUGCUGUAAGGAAGGCAUUAGAUUUGGAUCUCUUGGUUUCCACAGCUCUAAUAGACAUGUACAUGAACUGCUGUUCCCCUGACGAAGCGAUUGAGGUAUUCGAACGGAUGCCUGAGAAAGAUGCUGUUUGUUUUUCAGCACUCUUGCAUGGAUGUGUUCAAAAUGGAAGGACAAGCAAAUCCAUUGGCAUUUUCCAUGAUAUGGUGGCCAAUGAUCUUCAACCUGAUGCCUUUGAUGUGGUUAAAAUUUUGAUGGCCUGUUCAGAGUUCGGUGGUCUUCAACAAACUAGUUGCAUUCAUGGUUUUGUUGCUAAAGCUGGCCUGGGCAAUAAUUCUUUUGUUGGUGCUUCACUCAUAGAAUCUUAUGCAAAAUGUGGUAACUUGGAAGGUUCUAUUGCAGUUUUCAGGCGCAUAAGCAAUAGAGAUGUUGUUAUCUGGAGCUCUAUGUUUGCAGCAUAUGGGUUUCAUGGCAAAGGCCUAGAGGCUCUGGAAUUGUUUAAGCAGAUGAUUAAGCAUUCAGAUGUUAGGCCAAAUGAUAUAUCGUUCCUCUCGAUUCUAUCUGCGUGCAGUCAUUCUGGUCUAGUUAAAGAAGGAAUUCAAAUAUUCAAUCUGAUGGUGAAGGACUAUCAACUACCUCCCAACUCAAAACAUUAUGCAUUAGUAGUCGACCUUCUUGGCCGCAUGGGGGAGCUGGACAAGGCCUUGGAAUUCACCACUCAACUCCAAGAGCCUGUUGAGGCCAAUAUAUGGGGAGCUUUGCUUGGUGCUUGUCGGAUUUAUCAAAACAUGGAGAUAGCAGAGAUUGCAGCAAAAAAGCUGCUUGAACUCGAUCCCUUCCAUGCCGGUCAUUACAUUUUGUUAUCAAACAUAUACGCUGUUGAUGAGAAUUGGGCUAAUGUAGCUGGUGUUAGAGAAUUAGUUAAAGCGAAGCAACUGAAGAAGGCAACGGGACAGAGUGUGAUCGAGACAAGAGAUGAAGCACGUACUUUCAUAGCUAACGAUAGAUUUCAUCAAGAUUCUAAGCAGAUUCAUGAAUUAAUGAUUAUGUUAGAAGGGACGAUGAGAGUCGAGCGUAACGUUUUCAGUAUGGACACUACACUUUAUGAUGCUAAUGAGAUAUAGUCAUUUUCAAGUUGGUUGUGGAGGGCCCAAGAUUCGGGUUUCCCAGCAAUAUGCAGCAUGGCCGCGGCGGCCCACGGUUUCGAAUGGUGGUAUUUCGGUAUUCCGGCGGGCGUUCAAAAAACUGACAGUAACUAUCGAGGCGUCUCCAAGAAAAGAAAAGAGCAACUCCCAAGGGAACUGCCUUGAUGGUAGGAGCAUCAUUUGUGAUGAGCCGCCGUAUAAA
This is a messenger RNA of Sesamum indicum (sesame), 2435 nucleotides long. RefSeq names its product Tetratricopeptide repeat (TPR)-like superfamily protein. The record is from RefSeq and is a predicted model, not a curated record. Gene Ontology annotation, molecular function: protein binding; RNA binding. NCBI's taxonomy places the organism in Eukaryota, Viridiplantae, Streptophyta, Magnoliopsida, Lamiales, Pedaliaceae. Gene Ontology annotation, biological process: RNA modification.